Molecule: messenger RNA, 3121 nt
Organism: Pectinophora gossypiella (pink bollworm)
Lineage: Eukaryota; Metazoa; Arthropoda; Insecta; Lepidoptera; Gelechiidae
Gene: Rtel1
Product: regulator of telomere elongation helicase 1 homolog
Exons: 1
Coding region: 124-3075 (983 amino acids)
Biological process (GO): negative regulation of DNA recombination; DNA repair; telomeric loop disassembly
Cellular component (GO): nucleus
Molecular function (GO): DNA helicase activity; hydrolase activity, acting on acid anhydrides, in phosphorus-containing anhydrides; ATP binding
Source: RefSeq, a predicted model, not a curated record
GUCACUUUGUUUUUGUUAAAACGUCACUUGCUUGGGGUUAAUUUUCUUCGUCUGCUUAGAAAAUGGUUUAAUUAUAGUAAUUUAUUAAUUAUAAUAAUACUAAAAACAGCUGUAUUAAUCACAAUGCCGGACGUUAUGAUAUCAGGUAUACCCGUCAGCUUUCCAUUUGAGCCUUAUGAUGUGCAGAAAGCAUACAUGGAGAGAGUGAUCGAAAGUUUACAAAACAAUACUAAUGCUUUAUUGGAAUCUCCAACUGGAACUGGUAAAACUUUGAGCUUACUGUGUUCCUCGUUAGCCUGGCUCAUGGUCAAGAAGGCUCAGCUGCAAAUGAAUGCUCAACUGGGCAAUUUUUCGGAGCACAGUGGCAGUGGAGGAUUCUCAGCCUCAUUAGGUGAGAAAUUAAAAUCUGGGGCAGGCAAAGCAAAGGACAACACAUCUUGGGGCAUGCCAAAAAUAAUAUAUUCAUCCAGAACUCACUCUCAACUAACACAAGCCAUGCAGGAAUUGAAGAGAUCAAGCUACAGACAUGUUAAAGCCUCUGUUCUAGGUUCAAGGGACCAAAUGUGCAUUCACCCAGAAGUGUCCAAGGAGACGAAUAAUAUGAAUAAAGUUCACAUGUGUCAGCUGAAAGUAAAAUCAAGAACUUGCUACUUUUAUAACAAUGUUGAAUCAAAGAAAGAAGACAGAUCUGUGAAGGGUGAUGAAAUAUUGGAUAUUGAAGACCUAGUGGCAGUUGGAAAAAAAAUGAAAUGUUGUCCAUACUAUUUAUCUAAAGAACUGAAACAAGAUGCUGAUAUUAUUUUUAUGCCUUACAAUUAUCUAUUAGAUCCUAAAUCGAGGAAAGCUAAUGGUGUUGAACUUAUGAACAAUAUUAUAAUACUUGAUGAGGCUCACAAUGUUGAGAAAAUGUGUGAAGAAUCUGCUUCUUUGCAAAUCAGAACUACAGAUGUUGCUGUAUGCAUCGAUGAAAUCACACACAUAAUGAGAUCUUUUAGUGAAAAUAGUGAAGAACAAAUGGAUGCAUCACUUGAUAACAAUCAGCCAAAAGACUUUACAUGUGAAGAUUUAUGUGUUUUAAAAGAAAUGAUGCUGGCAUUAGAGAAAGCUAUAGAUGAAAUUGAAGUGGGUAAAGAAGGUUCAACAUACCCUGGAGGAUAUAUCUUUGAAUUGCUUUCAAAGGCUGAGAUAAGGGAUCAUAAUCAGAUGUCAGUGAUAACUUUAAUGGAGAACCUUAUUCAGUAUUUAUCUACAGCCAGUGCAUCACCAUUUCAAAGGAAAGGUGUUGGUAUACAGAAGAUUGUUGAUCUCCUAAAUGUGGUCUUCAGUGGAACAACUCAUGCUUACAAAGAAAGAGUCAAGCUAUGCUAUAAGGUUCACAUUCAUAUUGAGGAUAAAAAAAAUAAUAAGAAAUCUGAUGGUUGGGGAGCUUUAAAAACUUCUAAUUCUAAAUCAGCUGAGAGAGUGCUAAGUUACUGGUGUUUCAGUCCAGGAUUUGGAAUGAAACAGUUGUUGGAUCAAAAUGUAAGGAGUAUAAUAUUGACUAGUGGCACCCUAGCUCCUUUGAAACCACUAAUUUCUGAACUUGCAAUUCCUAUUGGUGUGCAACUAGAAAAUCCUCACAUUGUUAAGGGAAACCAGAUCUGUGUCAAAAUCAUUAGCCAAGGUCCAGAUGCAGUGCAGUUAAAUUCAAAUUACCAGAACAGGGACAAUCCAAAAUAUAUUUCCUCUCUAGGCAGGACAAUAUUGAGUUUCAGCAGGGUGAUCCCUGAUGGACUUCUGGUAUUUUUCCCAUCUUAUCCAAUAAUGUCCAAGUGCCAAGAAAUGUGGCAAUCAGAAGGAAUAUGGUCAAACAUCAACAACAUCAAACCAAUAUUUGUUGAGCCACAACGAAAAGACACUUUUAAUUCUAUUAUUAAUGAUUACUACAGUAAAAUAAGUGAUCCAAGUACUAGAGGGGCUUGUUUUAUGGCUGUCUGCAGAGGGAAAGUUUCAGAGGGCUUGGACUUUGCUGACAUGAAUGGAAGAGCUGUUAUUAUAACAGGAUUGCCAUUUCCACCUUUAAAAGACCCAAGAAUUAUUCUCAAGAAAAAAUAUUUGGAAGAAUUAAGAGUUAAAGAAAAAGAUUUCUUGUCUGGUGAUGAGUGGUACUCUUUAGAAGCAACAAGAGCUGUAAAUCAGGCCAUUGGAAGAGUAAUUAGACAUCAGAAUGAUUACGGAGCCAUUUUACUUUGUGAUACCAGAUUUAAUAGCCCAAAAUUAAAAGGUCAACUGUCAGCAUGGUUGAGAGGUCACAUUAAAGUUUCAAACAAGUUUGGAGAGACAGUGAGUGAAAUAUGUAGAUUCUUUAAGAAUGCAGAAACAUCUUUGCCACCACCCAAAUUAAAGCCAUUGCUGCCUUAUGAACCUAACACUGGAUAUAAAGACUCAAGUUCAAGCUCUGCAUACCCUACAGGAGUAGCCUUUCCUGUUGCUAAUACUAGGACUGUAAAUAAGACAAGUAAAAAGUCAGUGAGCCAGUACCCAAAUUCAAAUGAGGUGUAUGCUGAUUUUUCAAUGGACUUUUAUAAAAAAGCCCAGUCUUCGGCCUAUGUCAGUGAAUUCAAACCAAAAGAAACAAAGGAUUUGUUCAAGGCAUUAGACAGCAGCAGUCAGACAUCACAAAAUACAUCACAAUCUUUAGUAACAAUCCAUAAGAGAAAUGCUGAGGAUGUCAGUAUGUCCGCUGCAGCUAAGAAAAAGAAGUUGAAGAUUAAACCAUUUGGUUUUGAAGAGAAUUUGAAUGGUAAUAGUGAAACUGCACCAAUUGAAGCAAUAGAAAAAGUUGCUCCAGUGUCACUGAUUGAUUUUGUAAAAGAAAUAAAGGCAUUACUUCAAGCUCAUCAAUAUAAACAGUUUCAAAUGUCUAUUUCUGGUUAUAAGAAGGAUGGAGACUAUUCCAUAUUUUUAAAUACACUUAAAAGUCUAUUAGAAAAUAAGAAACUGUUUUAUUUAUUUAAAGGAAUGAAAAGGUUUUUAAAAGAAGAACAUAAAACAGAUUUUCAAGAGUACUGUGAUAAUGUGAAGUUUGAUAGUUAAUAAUUUUAAACAAAUAAUUGAAUAUAUUGACAUUUUGCAUGUAAAU